UCUGAUUUCAGGAUUUCAUGGCAAUCCCGCCAAUCGUCACAAUUUUCUUUUUUUAGGGUUCAUUAAAAUUUAAAUUUGUUUUAUUUUUCUCCAGGGAAAGAGUGAGAGAGAGAGAGAGAUGGAGUUCAGUAUCAGUGGCAAUGCGCUGAAGACCUUCGCUAGAUCUAUAACAUGCCUCGCACGCGUCGGCAACGAGCUCGUUGUCCAAGCUUCGCCGACACAGCUGGCAUUGCACACUUUAAAUGCUUCACGUUCUGCCUACCAGUGUAUUACAUUUCAGUCAAGUUUCUUCGAUGUAUGUACUGUUUCUGGUCCUCAAGCUCAUUUCAGUGUACUUUUGAAGGCUGUAUGUUCUGUUCUUAGGACUCCACUCGCGAGCAUUGAUCACAUGAGUGUGCAGUUGCCAGAUCAUGAUGCAUCUAAGGUCAAAUGGACUUUGGAAUGUUUCAGUGGUAUGAAGAAAACAUAUUGGAUUACUUGCAAUGUGGAACCCGAUAUACAGCAUCUGUCGCUUGAUAGGAGUAGAUUUCCAAGUACCUUAGUUGUGCAUCCUCGAAAUCUGAGCAAGUUGCUUGGAAACUUUCAGUCAUCCCUCCAAGAGAUUACAAUAAUUGCUACAGAUCAAGCUUCUUUUCCCUCUGAUGCUGCGAGCGACAUAGGUGGAAAAGCUGUUGAGUUUCGGAGCUAUGUCGAUCCGAACAAAGAUGGCGACUCUUUGUUACACACUCAGCUAUGGAUAGAUCCAUCAGAAGAAUUUAUACAGUAUACUCAUGCAGGUGAUCCUGUUGACAUCACAUUUUCCCUGAAGGAACUAAAGGCAUUUCUUUCGUUCUGUGAGGGAUGUGAAGCCGACAUUCAUCUUUUCUUCGAAAAAGCUGGCGAGCCAAUAUUGAUGGCUCCAAAAUUCGGGUUGGGUGAUGGGUCAAGCUCAAGUUUUGAUGCAACACUCGUUCUUGCGACAAUGCUUAUGUCUCAACUUCAGGAAGGGAUUCCGCAAGAACCUCCUGGAGCAGCAAAUUCCACAGGUUGUCAUGCUGACGAGCAAGUAGGAUCGCAGCCUCACGAACGGUCUAGGCAGAAUGCCUCUGGGCACCCAUCUGAUCACACACGAGUUUGGUCUGAACUUUCAGCAGGAAUUGCCACUAAGAGCGUGAACGGUUCUGAGGAUAGCCCACAAGCUCAGGGACAACCAGACGUGGAUAUCCAAAGAAUUAGGGUUAUGAGAUUAUCAAAAGGCGGGCCAGCUGGGGAUACUGCUCUUGCAGCUCCUAACUCCCAACGUCCCACACAGAUAGGUCACACUGAAGGAUCCCAAGGACGGGUACAGAACAACCAAAGUUUCUCGCAGCGCCACCCUAGUAAUUGGGUAGAUGUAGAUGAGGAUGAAGACGAGGAAGAAGGUGUUGAGGCGACGCCACCUCACAAUGAAGAUUAUUAACUCAAUUUCCUUUCCGUUUGAAGUUUUCCUCAUCUCAUUCAACUGAAAAAGGGAUCCGAAGAAGAUUAUGGAAACAGAACAGAACAUUUGAGGUAAGAUGUCUCUCUCUAUCUCUGAUAAAUAUCUCUAAUAGAAUAGAAGAAAAAGGUAGACACUAUAUGCAUAUAUGUGUAGUAUUAGCUGCUUCAUCCACUAUAUUCAAACUUGAUCAUUUCUUGGCAAAACUUCUGAAUGGCGUGCUGUGUUGUUCAGUCAUGUUUGUUUGUUAAGCAUUUACUUUCUCUAUCUAACUUGACAUAAAGAUAGAAUGCCAACACACCUUGAACCUCAGCAUUUAAUAUAAAUUCUUAUUCCACCCAUCCCUUUGCUUUUCCUUCCAACACAAAACUUAAAAAAGUGUCCAUACAUGUAUGCCAAGUUUCAAAUGCAUUCUCAUCUCUUUUUUACUUAGGCCAUAAUUCUUUUAAAACGCAAACCUUUAUUUUGUCCGUUUGUUUAAAGGAAAACACAACUAUGAGAGAAGUUUGUUUUCAUGAAUUGAAUCCCCUAUAAAAAGCAAAUGAGACAGAAUAAAAUGAGUCAUAAUUUUAAAAUGUUCUUCAAAGGUACCACCAACUACUCUAUCUCUCUUUAUAGGAUUAAAUAAGUAAAAGAUGUCGAACAAGUCCAACGAAAGGGACAAAUAUAAAAUUCUGUUUCUUUCUUCUUUUUAUAAUAAUCUUAUAGAAAUAUCAAACUUUGGGAAUUGGCUAUAUAGUCUUCGUUUUUUACUUUAAAGAGACCUCUAUCUCUUUUAAAAAAGAAAGGUUGGUCUAGUUGAUUAAAAGUGUAUGUAGAAAGAGGUUCUCCAUAACUUGGAAUCUUUGUUUUUCUUCUCUUUUUGAUUUCCUCAUCAUUGGUAUCUUAUUCGUGAUAGCCUCAUACGAAAAGUAAUGGGAUUUUGCUUUGCAUUACACUUGCGUGUUUAUGUAUAUUCUUAUUCAUAAAUUAUUUUCGGUUGCAUCAAUUAUUUCCGUGUGAUAACUGAUAAGUUUCAAUCUCGUGCUGUGUUUCUUGAAAACAAAAUAUAAACAUUUGUCGUCGUCUUUUGUUGUAAUCAUUACUG
Messenger RNA from Camelina sativa (false flax), 2543 nucleotides. RefSeq lists its product as uncharacterized. The record is from RefSeq and is a predicted model, not a curated record. Gene Ontology annotation, biological process: DNA replication checkpoint signaling; DNA repair; cellular response to ionizing radiation. Gene Ontology annotation, cellular component: checkpoint clamp complex. NCBI's taxonomy places the organism in Eukaryota, Viridiplantae, Streptophyta, Magnoliopsida, Brassicales, Brassicaceae.